Peronospora belbahrii is the source of this 843-nucleotide messenger RNA. NCBI's taxonomy places the organism in Eukaryota, Oomycota, Peronosporomycetes, Peronosporales, Peronosporaceae. The record is from the annotation of a GenBank genome assembly.
AUGCCCAGCAAUAGCAAUGGUUUGAAUGGUUAUGUUGAGGAGACAGCAUAUGAUAAAAGGAGCCUGCGAGGUAGAUACUAUGGAAUGUUCGGGGACCAAACAGGGUCUCAUCUUCAAGAAAGAGAUCAUCGGUGGCAUCCGCUUCAAGACUUAGUGGGUUCAAUCGAUCAUGCUCAGGAAAGUAUGCAUACUCACAACCGUCACGGCCACAGACAGGAUCACGACCAUGAAAGCGAUGACGAAUAUGAUUUUGGAGAUAAUAACAAUGACGAUGAUGACAACGACGAUGAUGACGACGACGAUGAUGACGAUGACAAAGAUGACGGCAAUGAAAAGGAUGCCGAUGAAAAAGACCACGACGACGAUGCGAAAGAUGAUAUUAAAGACAGUAACGACAGGAGCAAUCAAAGCGCCAGCGACCAGAACGCACAGUCCAGCGUCCUGACAAAGUUGGAUGGUAUUAAUAUUGGCAACACUAUCACGAUCGUCAACAUUGGCACUGCAGUUCAACAGGCUGGCAACAAUGGAUCCAGGGACAAUGAGCUGAAUGAUAACACACUAGCACUCAAUGAUAGCGGUGGUGCGUCUGUCAUCUUUGCGGGCGCUCAAGCUUUUUGUGGCUCAAUUGGCUGCAAUUCUUCGCAAAGACCACUAAGCACCGACAAUAACUCCAGCUAUAUGAGUCUGUCGACCAUGCCUUCUGUCGCUGGCAGUAAUGUUACAAAAGACGACGACGUUCGAUGCAAAAUUCCCGCGAUGAGCAAUGAAAGCAAUACGGCGGCCAAGUGGUUAGCAAAAUGGCUGCUUCUUGUUGCUGUUUUCAUCGAACUCCGUCGUUUCUAG